This is a messenger RNA of Raphanus sativus (radish), 787 nucleotides long. Its product is annotated as protein phosphatase 2C 3-like. The record is from RefSeq and is a predicted model, not a curated record. Gene Ontology annotation, cellular component: nucleus; cytosol. Gene Ontology annotation, biological process: protein dephosphorylation. Lineage: Eukaryota; Viridiplantae; Streptophyta; Magnoliopsida; Brassicales; Brassicaceae. Gene Ontology annotation, molecular function: protein serine/threonine phosphatase activity.
AUGGAGCGUAGCUUCGCGCGCAUGGACAAUGAGGUUGUUAGUUGGGGCGAAACCGUGAUGAGCGCUAACUGCAGUUGCGAGCUUCAAACGCCAGAUUGCGACGCUGUCGGAUCCACCGCCGUUGUCUCCGUCGUUACUCCGGAGAAGAUCGUUGUAGCUAACUGCGGCGAUUCCAGAGCAGUUCUCUGUAGGAAUGGAAAACCAGUUCCUCUAUCCACAGAUCACAAGCCGGAUCAUCCUGACGAGUUGGAUCGGAUCCAGGAAGCAGGGGGGAGAGUGAUAUACUGGGAUGGUCCAAGAGUCUUAGGCGUGUUAGCCAUGUCACGAGCCAUAGGUGAUAAUUACUUGAAACCAUACGUGAGUUCGGAGCCGGAAGUUACUGUGACGGACCGGACCGAAGAAGAUGAGUUUCUUAUUCUAGCGAGCGACGGAUUAUGGGACGUGGUGACGAACGAGGCGGCGUGCGCGAUGGUGCACAUGUAUCUUAACAAAAGAGGUGGUGGCCGUGGAAGGCGACGAGAAACUCAGGACGAGUGUAGUGACGGGAAAGAGGAUGAGAAGGUGGUGGUGGGGUCGAGCAAGAGCGGGAAGAAAGGAGAGAUCGCGGACAAAGCAUGCACGGAGGCGUCAGUGUUGUUGACGAAGCUGGCGUUGGCUAAGCAUAGUAGCGACAACGUAAGCGUCGUGGUCGUUGAUCUCAGAAGAAGAAGAAAAAGACACGUUGCUUGAGCUGACACUAAUCUAUCUCAUUACUCCACCGUCUUUUUUUUUUAAAUAUGAUUCUUUU